Molecule: messenger RNA, 4905 nt
Organism: Vicugna pacos (alpaca)
Lineage: Eukaryota; Metazoa; Chordata; Mammalia; Artiodactyla; Camelidae
Source: RefSeq, a predicted model, not a curated record
AGGGCCUCGAGGCUCUUGGGUUGAGAUCUUGGUUGCAGAUGCUCGGCAGAAAACGAGUCUAGCGCUUUCUUGCGAAGUGGGAAACCGAGUAGCUUUUUCCUCCUCGAGUUGCUGCUUCUCUGUCAAGUUGGCAAAAUUCACUGCACAGUCAAGUUGGAGAGGGCAAGGUUUGUGGUCGUCAGCAGUUCUGUGUCCUGCUUUGUAUUUACUAUUGUUUUCCUGCAAAUGUAUGUUGUCCUCUGUGUGCUCACUGCCACGUUCCUUUUGCCUCCUAGGUAUUUACAAUAUGGACUAAACCCAAGCCCAGAAAAUCUAGUAGAGGUCUCUAUACUGGCUGUUGGUUCUUUUUAAAAAGAAAGAAAAAGAAUUAAGUUUUUAGUAGCUUCUAAUUUACAUCUAAAUUUUCAUGACAAGAUGAAAUGACAGUAAGCCCCACCAACCCCUUCUCAGGUGAUUCUCUUGAUGGGUUUUAGGAGAUUCGGAGGCCUUAAAAUUACAUGCAAAGUUCUGUGAGCAUAUGUAUUUCCUUAAAUUCAUUAGCCUUUAUCAUAUGUCAAAUGGGGUUAAAACUCAAAUAAGAUUUAAAACACCAACACUUUUAGAAGAACUCAUAGGUCAAGCCCCUAACUCCUACUUGGAGUUGAAUUGUAGUGCAAAUUCCCACUUAUCCAGUGUUUCUAAGUGUAUGUUUUGACAGCAGUCUACAUGAAUUACCAAAUUUCAAGUUAUAAAAAAAUAAAAUAAAAUGUCAUACGAAACAUCAUUUUCCUCUGAAGAUCCAGAUGACACUUUAGAAUCUUUCGCAUGCCUCUGGUGCAAGAGCACCAACUGCUUUUGGGAUCCAGGGCAGUCCUUCUCUUUUUAAUACCCGCAAUAUUCCUGCAGAGCUGCAGCCCUGGGAGUCAGGUUAGGAAACCUGGAUCAGGAUCUCAUAGUUCCCUAGACCCAGAAUAUUCAAUAACCAGGAGAAUGGAGAAAGUUUCCUGAAGGUUGCUUCCUUAAUCCCAAAUAACUUAAUCCACUCGGUUUGGGAAUAGUUUAUUUGUUGUUUUUACCUUUAGUUUGUUACAUUGCCUGAAAUUCUACCAAUGGGAGAUGGAAAUCAAUGAAGCAAAUAUUUCAAAAAUGCAGUCACUCUUUAGUAUAGAUUUUGUACAUGAGAUUCCAUUUAAGGAAUGAGGAUAGAUGUUUUCAAAACAAGAUGAGGCAAGAGCAUGGAUUUUUUGGGGGGUAUUUACAGUGAACUUUGUCAGGAAAAGACGUAGUUCUGCACCCCAAUUUAUUUUUACUCUUUUGUAUGCUGAGUACCUAGGGAGAGUAAUGAGAGGACAACAAAAACUACAGGGUGCUUUUAAGAUACAUCCUUAAAUUCUGUGAUAUGCUUCCCAUCAGUAGGUAGAGCUUAAUUCCCGCUCCCAUUGAAUGUGGGCUGCUCUUAAUGAAUAGCUUGUGGCCCAUAAUGAACAGAAUAUGGCAGAAGUAUCAGUGUGUGACUUAUAAGAUGAGGUCAUAAAAGGCACUGCAGCUGCCUUCUUGUUCUCACUCUUGGAUCACUGGUACUGGGGGAAGUCAGAGCUACCACAUCAUGAGGAACUCAAGUAGACCCAUGGAAAGGCCUGUGUGAUGAGGGACUGAGGCCUCCUGCCAACAGCCAGAUGAGUGACUCAUAUUAUAAGUGGAUCCUCCAGCCCCAGGAGAGCCUUCAGGUGACUGCAGCCUGGGUAAUGCUGACUGAAACCUCGUGAAAGAUCCUGAGCAGAACCACCCAGGAAGGGAUGAAAGCUAAAUGGAUGUGUAUCAACAAGGGUUAGUACUGUGAGACCCAACUAUGGGAAAGAGAAGAAAGACCAGAAAUAGAUUGCCCAAGGACAGGUGGUUGCCUUCUUGGACAGGGAAGGGAUCAAAGAGAAGAUCCCUGGCCCUGGAGACCAUCUACCCUGUCACCAACCUACAGAACCAAGUUGUAUUAUUAGAUACGUUGGAACAAGAGAUUUCAAAAUUUAAAGAAUGUCAUUCUAUGUUGGAUAUUAAUGCUUUGUUCACUGAAGCAAAACACUAUCAUACCAAGUUGGUGAAUAUAAGAAAAGAGAUGCUGAUGCUUCAUGAAAAAACAUCAAAGUUAAAAAAAAGAGCACUUAAACUGCAGCAGAAGCGGCAAAAAGAAGAGUUGGAAAGGGAGCAGCAACGAGAGAAGGAAUUUGAAAGAGAAAAGCAGUUAACUGCCAAACCAGCUAAAAGGACGUGAGAAGUUGAAUGUUGGUGUCCUUCCUUCCCCUGUUCAUGUUCUGGAUUUGAGGCGACCCAGUGUAGACUGAAGUGAAGGUAGUGCCUUAUGCCUUCGUGUCAUAGUUUGAAAUCCUUUUCCCAGGAGUGCUGUCUCUCUGUCUUCAUUUCAGCCAUUCAAGAAGCCUUUUUUUCCCUAAGUAGAAGACAUAAUGUCACUUGGUUUGGAUACUUAUAUGUAAUUUUUCAACUUCAUUUUGUUUAAUUUUAAAAUUCAUUAUUUUGGCCUUAAGUAAUUUGUAAACUAAAAAAUGCUUUGAUAGUUUAGUAGUUUUGAUGCUAAGUGGUUAAAAAUUAGUAUUUUUUUUUAGCUUAUUAGUAAAUGUGGCUUUAAGAGUUUCGCUUUCUUAUUUUAUGAAAUGACUUGCCUUUGUGGUAGUACAGUGCUGGUUUUUGGCAGUUGCCUGUUCAUUGCUUGUUUAAGAAAAAAGGCCAUCUGGAAAAUCACAUAUGCCACUGGAAAAGAGGUGGUAGAAGCCUUUGUGAAGAACAUAAUAGAGAAGAGCGCACACAGGAAGCAAUGGCAUUGUAGGCACAGGAUAGGUGAGCAAGAUGCCGUAUGGGUUCCCCUCACCAUGUACCCUGUCUGCUUCCAGGCUUUGUCAUUGCUAUUUAGUUCUUAGGUUGCUUCUGGGUACGAAGUAGAUUAUACCUAUUGCUAAAAUUUGGUGGGAGUGGUGUAGCUUUCACACACGCAAAUAUGCUUAAAUAUUUGUAAUUCUUAGUAACAGUUGUCACACACCAUGAGAUACAGCUGUGAAGCUGAUAAGAUAAUUAACCCAACUUUCCAAGUGGAAAGGCUAAUUGCUAGUUCUGCCUGUCCUCUGAUGUGCUGUUUGGCCUUAUGUGUGAUUACUUUUUCUGUGCUCUUAAAAAAUUCUUAAAGUAGAAUGAUAUAUGCCAAGUACCCAUGUUAUAGAUAAUGACAAGAAUGGUGGAAAAUUAGUAAACAGCUUCUUCACAAAAGAGGCAGCAUGGUAACUUUAGUGUUUUCUAGACCUCCCCCCCCCAAUAAUAUAUGUGGAGAUUAUUAUGUGAGGGUAACAUUAUGAAGUUGCAUUGUUUUAAAGUGAGAGGUAUUAUUCAUUGUUUUAGUAGUAUUUAAUACCCAACUGAUGUACCAUCUCCAUUAAUAGAGACUGUACAGAUUAGAUUAGAUUAUAGAUUGUGAUUAGAAUGUGUAUCUUUUAUAAUCUACAUGACAUUUUUGGUAAGCUGGAAUUACUACCUCUGACUACGUAUCAGGCUAACUAAUGAUGGAGAAGGCCUUAGAUUUACAUCGAGUGCUAAGAAGUGAUCUUUUUAAAGGUUUGAAAAGUUUGAAAGCCUUUCUUUUCUUUAAUGAAUGACUUAUAAUCUCACAAUUCACUUGACUUUGACCUUAUGUUUAAGAAUAUAAAUAUAUUUCAUUUUAGAAGGCCACAUGUUGCCCUCAAACACUAGGUGAAACUCCUUGGGCAGGAUCAUUAGCGCUGGCAGGACAGUGUCACCUAAACUGCUGAAUGUACUCAUUUGUAUGUAACCUGACAAAGGCUGUGCAUUGUUCUUGGACUGGUUUGUGGGUCCAGCUGAGAUGAUUAUUUGACAUGGUGGUUCCUGGACACCAUUCUCAAUUUACUGAAGCAAAUCUGUUUGUUUUUCUUUACUUUUCUUUUUUUGAAAAGUUUCCUCAAGUGAUUAAAGUUGAGAACCACUGGUCUAGUGGUCUAGGUCAGAGGUUUCCAUGCUAGGCUGCAUAUUAUUAUCACCUGGAAGCUUUUAAAAAAUACACUCUGAAAGAUUUUUACUCAUUAGUUGUUAGGUAGGGCCCAUGCACAUUUUAAGGAGCCCCCUCAGAUAAGUCUAAUGCAAGGAAACGCUGAUGUAGACUUUCUAGUGAUUUAUAUUUAUAAGGAGUGAAAUAGUUUGAAACUACCUUGUAACUCUUGGGAUUAAUCUUAUGAAAUAAAUUCUUAAACUGCUGCUUUUGAUAUAAAUUCAGAUUUAAGACUGAACUUGAUAGCAGGCAGGAAAUAGGUAUAGAAUUCUGAUGAACUGAACUUUUGUGAUGUGUAUUAAAAUAAAUCAUGUUUAUUGAAUGAAUGGCAAGGCACAUAUACUUUGAAAAAUAUAUUAACUACAUUUUGAAGAGUUUUUAAAAUGUCGAGAAUAUAUAUUAGCAACCACUAUUUUUAGAUCAGCUGUAAAUCAGAAGUACUAUUACUUCGGUAUUAAAAUAUAAAACUUUAGCUAUAUAUCAGUAGCAUAUAGAUACAUCUUUCUAAAACUGAACAGAACCCCUAUGUUAGUCUUGCUGUAUUUUUGCACAAAGUAAUGAAUUGAUAACUUGAGUUGAAAAAGAUUACCUUUGGUGUUUUGGUUGAAAAAAAAAGUCAUCGUUUUGAAACUAUAUCACAUACUCGUAACUAAAAUUAUGGAAGUUAAUUUUAUAUUUACUUUGCAGGAGGUAUCAUGUAAAUAUACAGACGGUGAAUGUAGUAUGGAUUGUGUCCGCAGUGAGUUUUUGGGUGGAUACAGUUUAUAAAUAUGCCAGUUAUAUACCCUCAUACACUUGUCUGAUUUUGAGCUUGUAAAAUGAAGACUACUUUUUACACAUUUAAUAAAGAAAAAAAGGUCUCUGAA